This is a messenger RNA of Leptidea sinapis, 3451 nucleotides long. RefSeq names its product centrosomal protein of 97 kDa (gene Cep97). The record is from RefSeq and is a predicted model, not a curated record. Gene Ontology annotation, molecular function: protein binding. Bases 116 to 2194 code for a protein of 692 amino acids. NCBI's taxonomy places the organism in Eukaryota, Metazoa, Arthropoda, Insecta, Lepidoptera, Pieridae. The transcript has 15 exons.
CUUUGGACUUGUUGUUUAUGUCUUGAAUUUGAAGAAGCGAUUAUAAAUACUGUAAUAAUUAAAUAAUAAAUCUUACGACAAUUAUGAGGCCGUAAUUCAACGUUGCAACUUUAUUAUGGAUUCAUCAUCGGACAAUGGAUUAUUGGAUUUAUCGAGGAAAGAACUCAAAAAAAUUGAGAAACUGUCUCCGGAGAAGUCCAAGACGAUAAAUAAUUUGAUUCUGGAUCAAAACGAAUUACAACGAUUAGAUAAUUUGGACACCUAUCUUCACAUUCAAAACCUUUCAAUAUGCAACAACUUCUUAGUGAGAAUGCAUGGUGUAGCACGGCUAACAAAUUUAAGGGUUCUAUCAUUAAAUAACAAUGGCAUAUUACAAAUUGAAGGUCUAAAAGAGAUGCUAUUUUUGAAGGUGUUAAAAUUAGCAGGGAACAAUAUAAAAUCAAUAGAACACUUAAAUCACAAUAUACAAUUAGAACAUCUGGAUCUAUCUAACAAUCAGAUCUCAUUUAUUGCUGAUAUUUCAUAUUUGAAGAAUUUGAAGAAUUUAAGUUUGGAACGUAAUCGAAUAACAAAUCUACGUCAAUGUGACAGAUAUCUCCCCUCUCACUUGACACAUUUAGGGUUGGCCCAUAACAACAUACAGGAUCUCAAUGAAAUAUCACAUCUGGUGCAUUUGACCGAAUUGGAUAGUUUCACGAUACAGGGCAACCCAUGUGUAGCUGUGGCAGCAAAGGAUAAACUUGGUUUCGACUACCGUCCGUUCGUCCUCAACUGGAUGAUGAGUGUUAAACUGAUUGAUGGUUUUGCUGUUAGCGCCAUUGAAAGUCUAAAAGCUGAAUGGCUGUACAGUCAGGGCAAAGGCCGAUACUUCCACACGGGACAGAAUCGCGAGCUAUGUGAAUACCUUGCCAGUACGUGUCCGCUCACUGCCGACGCGCUCGAGACUGAGGAUCAGAGGAAAUUGAGGCUUAUUCUAAGCAAGGCACAACAUCAUCAACAGCAGUUGAAAGACCAGAAUCAUAUCCCGCUGAAGUCGAAAAUGCAGUCGCCGAGAAUGCAAGCUCGCAUGACGCCCCGACAUAUGGGUCGUUCGCCCGACCGGCUCAGCUCGAGUUUCCAUGCGUCCUACUCUCGCACGUCGUCUCCCUCGCACCAGAUGUCGCUGUCCUGCUCUGGCGAGCUUCCUCUUCACGAUCUAGAGAAACGGGACAAGGAGAAACAAGGUUCCAAUACACCUCCAAGAUGUGCAGAACAGCCAAAACCAUCGAACCAGCCACUCGAAGCCGCUUCUAAAAUGGUGCCCGUCCCAGAAUCACUUAUGAGCCCCGAUUAUCAAGACCCGAUAUACGACAUCCAGAAAACGUUAACCAAAACUGCAAGUUCAGAACCAAAAAUCCGCAGCCUGAGAAGUCCUAAAUGCAAAAGUGCGAACUCUUCCCCAAAGUUAAGGUCGAAAAUUGAACGCAACGGGAAAGUUGAUUCGGCUGAGAAGUUGAACGGUGACUUGGAGAGAUUGGCGUCGAACCAGAGGCGGCAGAAGAGAUUGAAUGAGGAAACUGUGGCGGCCAUUACCAUCCAGCGAAUGUGGCGAGGAUAUCGAAGUCGGAAUUUAAAUAAGGAUACGAUAAGGAUAUUGCACGCGAUACAAGCGGCCAGAGCGAGACAGCAUAUCCAACGAUUAACAAGCGACAUGGAAGCAACGAAGGCUGCGUUGGAAAGCGAGAGGAAAAUCCAGCAGUUACAGAUGCAGGCCAUCAAUGCGCUCUGGAAAAAGGUUUCCACCUUGCAGCUCCAACCAUCUGAAACGCAGAAACAAAACUCGAACAACCAAGACAACUCUGAAGUGUUGCGGAGACUCACAGAAACUUGCUCCACUCUACAGACUCAGGUUGAAGAGCUCCGCGGGUGUAUGCGGGAGGUACUGAGUGCUGUGCGUAGCGGAAGCAGAGACGCGGUCGCCACGCAGACUGACAUCAGUGCGGUCGCCACGCCGCAGGAAGAGCGAUGGCUUCGUAGACCGCAGUCGUUGCCGCUAACCAAUCUCCCCUCCACUAAGUCUUCGCCCGCGCCAUCUAUCGAGAAAGACAGCGAAAUUGCGUUCGUUGACGUUGAACGAACUGAAUCAUUGAUAGAGGAGAAAGAGACACCAGACGAACGAGUGAGCGUGAUGAAACGAGAACUGAUCGAAGAAUGAUAAAACGUUACAUUAUUACUCAGUAUUGUUACGUCGGACGUUGAGUCGCGUAAAUUACGUAUGAGUGUUCGUAAUAGAGACUAAACCAUUAUAUUUGAAUUGUUUCGAUUUAUAUCCAUAACAUUAUUUAUGUAGUCAAUUAAAUAAUGGAUAAUCAUUUAAUUAAUCUGAAAACAAAAUAUAAAUUGUAUUUUAGUUAACCGUACGUUGUCAUAUCUCAAAUAAGUUAAAUUUACGAAAUAAUUUAAUUGGUCAUAAAUAUAUCAAAUAUAGAACAUAUUUUGUACUUGACUAAAUCUCGAUUCGUUUUAUAAUAAUAAUUGUGAACCAUCCAUCGUUUAUUACGAAUUGUUAUUGAGUUUUAGGAUCGUAUAAAUUUUAAAAAUAUCCUACGUAACACAAAUAAACUUUGAAAAACAAAAUUUUAUGAACGAUGCGGUACUCGAACCCACUACCUCUGGUGUUCCGUGCCAGUGCUCUAACCAACUGAGCCGUUCGAGUGACGCAUCGUCAUAAAAUCUUGUAUGCUUUGUUCAACUCUCAGGGAAUGGCUCCAUCUGCAGGAUCUACUUUACAGCUGAUAACCUGCUCAACCCCAAUAUUUGCAUGUGAGGAAAUUGACUUGAGAUGUCGCUCUUGUAAAUCUAAACAAUUUGUUAUGUUUUUAAAUUGGACACUUCUAGGAUUAAUACACAAAUAUCCUACGUAAAUUACGCGACUUAUAAAUUCCGAUAUGAUACAUACACCCAUAGAUGCAGUUUGGAUAGUUUCUUGACGAUUUCUAUAUUUUUUUCAUGUAAACCUUCUUUCAACGAUUUCAAGGGAUCUCUGAGAAUCUGUGUGACUGCGCAGUUACUAUAAAUUCAUUUCUGGCAAUAUUUCAAUAAAUUGAUGAAAAAUUUAACGAUUUCAAGGAGCCCUAUAAAGCCUUGUAAAAUAAAACCGUAUAUACCGUAUAUCAUUACAUAAAACAUUAGCAUUUUGUCGUAAUGUAAUGAUCAUCACCUGCAUCAUUUUGACGUCUAGCAUUCUGCAAUCGCGUGUUUAGCGAGAGACUUCUUGCACUGCACAGCCACUUUAUAAAUAAAUUAACCGGCUGCGGUUUUCCAGAACCGAACAGAGCAUACUUCCAACUUAAAGGCCGGCAAUGUUUCUAAUGGUAUAUAUACACCUGGUUUGCGGAUGUCCAUGGGUUUCUCCACUCACUACCCAUCACAUCAGCCCGGUUUGCCCAAUCUUAUAAUAUAUAUAUAUAUA